UUGAUCCACUGACAGGUGGAUAAAUUCCGUCUUUAUUUUUUCUGUAUUUAUAUGAAACAGUUGAAAAUCAUUAAUUUAUUUGGGUUGGUAGGGGGGCUCCUUGUUUUCGCUAUUUUACCAAUAAGUAUUGGGAGUUUGAGCUUGUUUGUCCCAUCACGCUUGCCUUAGUAUUUUUAUCCUUUCUGACGCCAACUGUUUCUUCUUUUAGCUGUAACGUCGGUACAGAUUAAUUUGCUGUAGUGGUUUGCUUUUGUUACCAGUUUCAUUUUAUUCGCUUUUACGCCGACAUUUUACUGGACGAGACGACUCGUAUUUUCUAAGUUAGCAUUUAUAGCUUCGACAUAACAGGGUUCGCUAAACAGGAGUUUCUAUGGGUCUGUUUUUGUAGGAUGGGUAUUUUGUCUAAGUUAACUGUCACCGUGCUCCUUUCUCUUUCUUUGCUAGUGUGUUUACACAGGGACCUUUUGUUCAGCAAUGAAGGCAGACUCGUUUGGUCAGUUCAUUACGAUCAUAAUGAGGUUAUAGCACAUAAAAAGACUGGUUAUUAUUAUCCUGGCGUACCAAAGAGUAUUUCAAAGAAUGACAUCCACCCAGAAAGCCUCCAAAGUUCUGGGAAUUCCAGACAAACUGAAUGCACCACGGCUCCGGAGAGUCGGUUUGACUGUGGCAGGGACAGGCUGCUGAGCCAGGAGGAGUGUGAGGAGAGGGGGUGCUGCUAUGCUCCUCUGCCCAGAUCUGCAGGACCACCCUGGUGCUUCUACCCUGCUCUGUACCCAGGCUAUACCAUGGGACCCCUCACCCCCAGUAGGAGGGGUCAAAUUGCCACCCUGACCCGGGUCACCCCAUCCUAUCUUCCCAAAGAUAUUUCUACUCUGAGCCUGGAAGUCAUAGAGGAGUCUUCAAGUUGCUUUCACAUUGUUGUAAAGGACCCCUCCUCUCAGCGGUAUGAAGUCCCCCUCCCAGGUGGCACUCCUCAGACAGAAGCGUAUACCCAGGAUGUCCUCUACACCACAGAAUACCAGCAUGAUCCCUUCGGUUUCGUAGUGCAACGCAAGUCCAAUGGAAGGGUCCUGAUGAACACCACAGUUGCUCCCUUGCUGUUUGCUGACCAGUACCUGCAGCUGUCCACCACACUGGCCUCCUCCCUGGUGUCUGGCCUUGGAGAGCAUUACACGCCUCUCGUCCUGGACCUGAACUGGACAUCACUGACUCUUUGGAACAGAGACAUGGCCCCACAUGCUGACGCUAACCUCUAUGGCUCCCAUCCAUUUUAUAUGGUGCAGGAAGAGAACGGCUUUGCACAUGGAGCUUUCCUUCUCAACAGCAAUGCAAUCGAAGUGAUGCUGCAGCCAACUCCAGCUCUCACCUGGGUGUCCACUGGUGGAAUCCUGGAUCUGUACAUUUUUUUGGGCCCUGACCCUCAAAGUGUGAUACGACAGUACCUCCAGGUCAUUGGGUAUCCCAUGAUGCCUCCUUAUUGGUCACUGGGCUUUCAUCUUUGUCGCUGGGGUUAUGUGACUAGUAAUGCAACUCGCAUGGUUGCACAACGCAUGCACAGUGCAAACUUUCCCAUGGAUGUACAGUGGAAUGACUUAGACUAUGCAGACAAGCGAAGGGUGUUUACCUUUGACCCGAUGCGAUUUGGUGACCUUCCAGAGAUGGUGCAGGAGUUUCAUAAGAAAGGCAUGAAGUACAUCCUCAUUCUGGACCCAGGCAUUAGCAGCACCAGCCCCCCUGGAACAUACCCUCCUUUUGAAGACGGUGUGAAACGAGAUGUAUUUCUUAAAAAUGCAACUGGGCACAUUCUGAUAGGGAAGGUUUGGCCCGGCCCGACAGCAUUUCCUGACUUCACCAACCCUGAGGCCAGGCAGUGGUGGGAGGACUGCAUCAGAAUCUUUUAUUCCAAAGUUCCUGUAGAUGGUGUGUGGAUUGAUAUGAAUGAACCAUCCAGUUUCGUCCAGGGAUCAGUGGAGGGCUGCCCCGACAAUGAGCUUGAGAAACCACCAUACACGCCCAGGGUGGUUGGCGGCCAGUUAAACUCAGGAACCAUCUGUAUGUCGGCACAGCAGAAGCUGUCCAGUCAUUACAACCUGCACAAUCUGUACGGAUUGACUGAAGCUUAUGCAACGCACAGUGCUCUCAUGAAGAUUCAGGGGAGGAGACCCUUUGUUUUGUCUCGAUCCUCUUUCCCUGGCAUUGGGCGUUUUUCUGCAGUGUGGACAGGAGAUGUGAGGAGUGACUGGGAACAGCUUCGGUUCUCCAUCGCUGCGGUGCUGCAGUUCAGCCUGUUUGGAGUGCCCCUGGUGGGAGCGGACAUCUGCGGCUUCGAAGGCAACACCACAGAGGAGUUGUGUGUGCGAUGGAUGCAGCUUGGUGCCUUUUAUCCAUUGAUGAGGAACCACAAUGACAAGCCCAACGCUCCUCAAGAGCCGUAUGUAUUUGGGCAGAAGGCCCAAGCAGCCAUGCGGAGUGCGUUGAACCUUCGCUACUCCCUUCUCCCGUUCCUCUAUACACUCUUCCAUCAUGCGCACACAUCUGCUGACACUGUUGCUAGGCCCCUCUUCAUGGAGUUUCCCACCGACCCUAACUGUCUGACCCUAGACCAACAGUUCCUGUGGGGGAGUUCACUUCUCAUCAGUCCGGUUUUAGAGCAAGCGGCGGUAGAACUGAGAAUCUACCUGCCAGCUGGCACUUGGUACCACCUGCAUAAUGGUCAGCCAUUCCACAGUAACGGUCAGUACUUUCAGCUACCUGCCCCUCUGGAAACAAUCAACGUUCAUGUGAGGGCGGGGCACAUCAUCCCCCAGCAGGAGCCUGCUUUGACCACUGCAGCUUCACGUGGAAACCCUUUUUUCCUGACGGUGGCGCUAUCCACCAGUGGCAGGGCUUGGGGGGACUUGUUCUGGGAUGACGGGCAUGGUCUCAGGACUUUUGAAACACGCAAUUAUUGUUAUGUUACUUUCACUGCUGGACAGUCACAGAUAGUUAGUGACCCUCUGAACCUGAGUGGGGCCUUGGCCAGUCUGCUGCUGGGAGGCCUUCGGGUGUUUGGAGUGAGUUCACCGCCUCUUUAUGUCGUGGCAAAUGGAGAGAAAGUCAGUGACUUUACAUAUCAGGCUGACAUAAAGGUUCUGACAGUGACUAGUCUGGCGUUACCCAUGUCAAACACAUUUACAGUCCAGUGGUUUCCAUGAUGCACUGGAUUUAUAUUAUAUUCUUUACCCUCUUUACCCAAUGAAAACCCAUUUUCACUUUUUUUGGAAGAAUCCACUGGAUUAUUUUUUUUUUUAUCUCUUGGUAUUUUUAAAUAGUUUGUGAUGCCAUGAACAGGCUCACAGCAUCACAGCAUCACAGAUUCUCCACCAUACCUGCCUGGCCAAAAAAAAAGUUGCCACCAAAAAAAAGGUCACACGCUCUAAUAUUUCGUUGGACCGCCUUUAGCUUUGAUUACAUCAUGCA
Girardinichthys multiradiatus is the source of this 3459-nucleotide messenger RNA. RefSeq names its product alpha glucosidase (gene gaa). The transcript is spliced from 19 exons. Bases 390 to 3194 code for a protein of 934 amino acids. The record is from RefSeq and is a predicted model, not a curated record. NCBI's taxonomy places the organism in Eukaryota, Metazoa, Chordata, Actinopteri, Cyprinodontiformes, Goodeidae. Gene Ontology annotation, biological process: lysosome organization; glycogen catabolic process. Gene Ontology annotation, cellular component: lysosomal membrane. Gene Ontology annotation, molecular function: carbohydrate binding; alpha-1,4-glucosidase activity.